AGAGGUAGUAGGGUAUAAUAGAAUAAAGUCCUAAUUUGACGCAUACGCAGCUCCAUCUCACGGGAAGACGCAGCUCCAUCUCAUCUCGUUUCACGCAUCGACUCUAUCAUCUCCAUCUUCUCCGGCUCGAGCUCUCUCCUCUCCAUCUCCGACGCAGACCUCGAGAUUUCUCAUCUCCGACUCGAGCCCUCUCUUCUCCGACUCGAGCCCUCUCUUCUCUGACGCAGACCACGAGCUCUCUCAUCUCCUCCGAUUUGGGUUUCAAGUAUUGUUGAGACAAGAAGAAGCUGUUUUUGUGUUUCAUGAGUUUUUGAGAAUGGGUUUUGGAUCUGAUGGGGAUCCAAGAGAAUGGGUUUGUUCUGAUGUAAUCUUUUGUGUCUUGAAUACUUUUUGUGAUAGACUGAUAGGAUUUGUGUUGUUUUUGUGUACAAUUAAGCUGAUUCUCUAGAUUAAGCAAAUGUCUUUGUUCAUUUUAUGUGUUGAUUUGUGUUGAUUUUGAUUCUGUUAUCAGUGUCUUGCUACUGUUUUUGAAGUUUAUGGGGACUGAAUAUUAAUGUUACUUGAAGUUCUGAAUCUAGAAUACUUGGUAUUCCUCGUAUAGAAUCUGAAGUUGAAGGUUCUAAGCUUUUGUUUUGUUUUGUUCUAGCUGAAGAGGUUGCCACUUGCUACUGAGUUAAGUGGAAAAGAGCUAUAAAUGAGACAUACUUUGUUGUUGAAGAAGUUUGGCAUCGCUGUUAACACCAAACGCAGGCGUUUACAACUUGUGAACGAGCUUUGGACAUGACUCAGGUUGUGGAAAGUGCAGAUGUUUGGUCUGGCCUUCACGCAUCAUUCCUUGUUGACAUCUCAGAAACCGUAUGGUUGGAGAAAAAGCAUGCCUACAGUUUUCUAACCAUCUUGUAGAAGUGUGUAUAUCUUCUUUUGUGUCCUUUCUUUUUCAUUUGUUUGUCUUUUGAUUUUGAAGAAGACAGCCAAACAUUGUGUAACUGAUGUAUUUUUCAGUCGAUAAAUUUUUGUACCCAUAAACAUGUAAACAUAAUCUCAAACUGGCACAUCUAAUGAAAUCUGUUCACCAAAGUUACAGUCAAAUAAAAAGAAAAGAGUUGCAGUCAAAAUUCUGUUAUGGAAAGCAUCAUUAGAUAAUAUUGAUGACUGAUUUGUAUAUAUAUGAGGAGAAUAUCCACUUAUAACUUUGAUAUAUUAUUUCUGUUUAAUUUAUUUAAAAUGUUUUAGUUAAUAACUUAGUUUUUCUUUGCUUAUAACUUAGCUUAUCAUUUCUACUUGAUAUUAAAAUAUUUGUUUUAUUAUUUAAGAUUUGAUGUAUUAUUUAGCUUUUGUUUAAUGAUAAAUAUUUUGAAGUAUUAUUUUUAUUUUAACUUAGCUUAUAAUUUAUGAUAAAAAAAUAUUUUUAUAUUCGUAUAUUUGACCAAAAAUUUAUAUACCAAGUAAACAUAAUAUUUUAAUGGAUGUAAAUAUAUUUAAAUUAUAUUUUUUAUUUAAAAUACAAUUUUACAAAAAAUUUAAAAUAAAAUAUGAAAAUAUGUUUCCUGCGUCGGCGUCGGCGUCAGCUUCAACUUCCUGCGUCUUCUAAACAAACAAUAAUCUGCGUCGGCUUCGGCAUCUACGAAACGAACAACAACUAUUUUCAUUGACGCUGACGCCGACGCUGACGCCGAAAACUGCGUCCACCAAACGAACAGUACUAAUGUUCUCAUUGUUUACCGUUCAAAUAAAUAAUUUUCUGUUGUCCCGUUUUGUGAGAUUACCAUUUAGUUAAUCUCAAGUUUUAUUUUAAUCUUUCAAUAAUUUGUUUUCUCUGGUUAUCAAGAAACGGUACACAUAAAUUACAAUUACUUAGAUGCAGUAAACUGAAAAUUAAUUUUAAUCUCAAGAUAACAAGAAGAAAACAGAGAUACAGACAAGCAAACUUUUUCACUAAAAUAUUUAAUUCGUAAUGAAUUAAGCACGUAACACAGACGUACCAACAACUAACUGGAUUUGUUUUUUUUUUAUUUGUUUAUCGUGAUGAGUCAUCUUCUGUUCAUGCAAACCAUUGGAACACACGCUCGUGGUUAAUGUAUUCAUUUCUUGGAUUGUUGAACUCUGAAGUAGGAAGAAUUUUCUGCCAAUCCCCACUCCAUUUUCGCCUUAUUGUAAUGUUUUAUCUACACAUAUAAAUGCACGCAACACUAAACAUCAAACCCACAUAAUAAUGUAUAUUGCUUAUAAAAUAACACAUGUAUAAUACUGUAGGUUAUCACUGAUUUUGGUGUACGUUCUUAAAUUAAUAAAUUAAUAAGAAUGGAGAUUGAGUAUCUCUACACGUUGUUGCUGACUUUUUUGUUUCUUAUAUUUUCCAAUUUUCAAAACCGAUCCCAACUUCUGAAAAUUUUCUCACCAGUUUUGAUUCAUCUCCGGUUACAACAAUGGCGCAGCAGCAACAACGCCCAAUCUCAAACCGUCCCAUUUCAUUUCUAAACCGCAACGGUCUUUUCCUCCUCCUUCUAGUUCUCUUGGUAUUCCUCGGCGUAUACUUACCAUUAUCAGAGUCUCCGUUAUUCAUGUUUCAGAACAGAACCUCUUCUUCUUCUCCUCCUUCUCCUUCUUUUGUGGUCUCUGACUGGCGCUAUUAUUCUCUUGCCCAAGCAGCCAAGUUUGUGGCCAAGAACGGGACAGUGAUCGUUUGUGCAGUUAGUUAUCCUUUCUUGCCUUUUCUUAAUAACUGGUUGAUUAGCAUUUCUAGACAGAAGCAUCAUGAAAAAGUUCUAGUGAUCGCUGAAGAUUACGCUCUUCUGUACAAAGUCAACGAGAAGUGGCCAGGUCAUGCCGUUCUCAUUCCUCCGGCAUUGGAUCCAAAAGCCGCACAUCAUUUUGGUUCCCAGGGUUUCUACAACCUUACUUCUCGAAGACCACAACAUCUCUUGGACAUUCUGGAGCUAGGUUACAAUGUUAUGUACAAUGAUGUUGAUAUGGUCUGGCUACAAGAUCCAUUUAAGUAUUUACAGGGAGGCCACGACGUAUACUUCAUGGAUGACAUGACAACGAUUAAGCCUUUAAAUCACUCUCAUGGUUUACCAACGAGCCGGAACGGAGUGACUUAUGUAUGUAGCUGCAUGAUUUUCCUGCGUUGCACUAGUGGUGCAAAGCUUCUAUUGAAGAAAUGGGUUGAAGAAAUUCGAACUCAGCCUUGGUCUAACACCGAAGCAAAGAAACCACAUGAUCAACCUGCUUUUAAUCGGGCACUUCACAAAACAACUCAUCAGGUAGAUGUCUACUUGCUUCCACAAUCAGCUUUCCCGUCAGGAGGAUUGUACUUUAAGAACAAGAAAUGGGUUAAUGAGACGAAUGGGAAACAUGUGAUAGUUCACAAUAAUUACAUUGUCGGCUACAACCAAAAGUUGAAACGCUUCCAAGAUUUUGGUUUAUGGCUAGUCGAUGAUUUUUCUCAUGAGUCUCCACUGGGAAAAUUAGAGUCAGUCCAAGAGCAGAAUACUGAAGAGAAGAAACAGAAGGAAAGAGGAAAAAAAACAAACAGAAAAAGGGGUCAAAAACACAACAUCCUCUAGAGGAUGUCUUAUAUACAACAAAUAUUAGAUCUUAAAACUAUUGCAAGGGGAUGUAUUCAGAUACAGUUUUUUUUUUUGCUAUUACAAUAAAUUAACACCACAAUAUCACAAGUAUCUAUAGAUAAUGACACUCUUGCAUUUUCAAGCUUUUGGAGGUUAACACAUUAGUCAAUAAAAAAAAAAUGAAAACCAAUCAAAACAGUCUGUUUUAUACAAUUCAGCAUUUGGAGAAGACAAGUUAUCUUUAACAAAAUGACACUUCUAAAUUUCAAAGCAAAAACCAAUAAAUUCCACCUUUCCAACUUUAUCUCCAUGUUAGAGAUAUGUAUGUACCGGUACGAAUGUAAGCAUAUUUUGAUUUUCUGCUUUAGUGUAUUUAUUAUUUGAUUGGUUUUCAUUUUUUGUAACUAUCAACAGAGUGAAUGGGAGAAGUCCAGACAUCAGAGAAAAGAAUGUCUAGUGGACGAGAAGAUGAUAAGGUAGUAUUUGAAAAUGGAAGCUUGUGUGUUUUAUUACUGAAACAAGAGUUGCAGGGUGGAGAUAACAUAUAAAAGACUGGUAAAUGAAAACAAAAAAGCAUUUGAUUAAGUGUUUGAGAAUUCGGAUGGCCUAAACGAGAAUGCCAACCCAAUUUGGAGGUUUUAAAA
Messenger RNA from Brassica napus (rape), 4213 nucleotides. Its product is annotated as UDP-D-xylose:L-fucose alpha-1,3-D-xylosyltransferase 3-like. The transcript has 6 exons. Gene Ontology annotation, cellular component: Golgi apparatus. Bases 2427 to 3566 code for a protein of 379 amino acids. Lineage: Eukaryota; Viridiplantae; Streptophyta; Magnoliopsida; Brassicales; Brassicaceae. Gene Ontology annotation, molecular function: glycosyltransferase activity. The record is from RefSeq and is a predicted model, not a curated record.